This is a messenger RNA of Protopolystoma xenopodis, 438 nucleotides long. NCBI's taxonomy places the organism in Eukaryota, Metazoa, Platyhelminthes, Monogenea, Polystomatidea, Polystomatidae. The record is from the annotation of a GenBank genome assembly.
AUGUGGUCCAAUUUAGCUCUCAAGGUGGAAACACAACCUGAUGACUUGUGGAAAAGAUUGAGGCUGUUCGAGGGAAGCGAUGUGGCCAAAAGUGCGCUUCAGUCCAGGCGACAGACAAGGGGUCGCGGCACUUGCAGUCAGUCUCGGUUGAGAGAGCCCAGACCGUUUCGCCCGGUAGCAUAUCGAAUUUCGGUGAAUCGCCCGCUCCCCGGCCACACAGCAGCAACACAGGGCUCUUCACCUCCUUCCGGAUGGUGUAAACACCAACUUGCUUCAUACACACCUUUGCAUCCGUCUGCUCCAUCCUGUCUUUACAAUCACCUCUUUCUCUUCUCCCCUAAGCAGCCUUUUAGGCGUCAAUCAGUCAGAAUCUCCGUGGCCACCUCCGUCGAGGGCUCAUCUCACAUCUCACAUCGCACACUUUGCCUCACCUCCUAG